CAUUCUAAAUGAACUAACCAGUUUUGUGGAAAUCUUUACAAGCAAACAUUGAUUGCAAAAGGAGAUUUCUUCUAUCGGAUAACUUACGUGAUUUUUAAUACAAAGCAAUGCAUAUCGACAGGCGAGUGGAGCUAUUCCUACUGUUCGCAUUCGUUACUGUCCUGACUGUGGCCGCCUCGUCACUUUAUGGAGUAUACCUGCUUGUAGCGCUGUGGUGGGAGAACCUUGGGCCAAGGGAUUUUCUCAUCACCGGACUUACCAUCAUUAUCGUACAGAACACCACACGGUGGUACCUAGAGAGACGAGCGCAGAUUCAGUUACGACUGGAGCAGGAAAAGCGAUUCAAUUUCAUCCCUAAAAGGACAAGAAAACACAAGAAGCAAAACAAGGGAUGCCCCCAGAAAGAGCUAGAGAGCUUCAAGAAAGCACAUAAAGGGAUGUUGAGCCGCGCCUUAGCUGCAUGCGAGCGGUUGGACGCUAUGAGGAAGAGAAAUCUGUUGCGUCACAAGAACUUUAACCAGAUUAUGGAGCGCCACGCUCCCCGACCUCUUACCGCUGCACAGCUUAAGGUGGAGGCGCAGGCUCAGAGGAAACUAGAGCAACAAGUCGUUGAGAGUAGAAAGGAGAUUUGCGACUUGAUGAAAUGGAGCCGCGCACGUGAUAAUCAGAGAAAGGUGGUCGCCGAGAUCGAGCGUCAGCAAAACAGACACUUAGAGGACUGGCAACCCUCCAUUGUCGCGUCCACUCCUCCUCUGCCAUUCAACGCCAGGGAUACCGGCAAGCGACCCGAACGGGUCAGCUUCUUUGACGCCCUUGACAUGUUCAAAGCGGCAAAUGAAAUAUUUAGUAUUGAUCAAUCGCCCGGGCGUUUACUUGGUGUAGAAAACACAUUUUGCCGCGCCCUGUGGGCCUUGAAGGAUUUGUUGGAGGGUCAUUAUGUGCCGUCGUACAAGAGAAAAUACCGCAUCGCUCAACUUCUGAGCUGGUUCCCAACCGCAGGCGCACACGACUUCACCCUCAGUCCGCCUGACAGCAACAAAAACAACGCUGCCCCUAACAUCCGUGGGCUCUUCACUUACACCCCUGCCAUCCAGGAGUGCUUCAGGCGCCUGGGGUUUGAUGUAGCUCAAGAGACUGGCAAUAACUUUAAUGCUAGUGGGCUACAAGGAGACUGGGCCAUGCGACGAGUGAAGGGUCCCUCUCAUGAUAGCCCGCAAGAGACCGCCAUGGGUGUGUAUUUGGAGCAUGGGGACCUGGAGAAGCUUGAGACCCUCCAGGUCAAGGAAUUCAUGAGGAAUUUUGAGCGGGAGUGCAGAAAGGGUUCGUUCUUGAGUGACUUCCAAAGGUCGUGCCAGGUGACCAUGCCUGUGAUACAUGCGGCGAUGGAACGCGACAAGCAAUUGUGGCGUUAUUCUAUUAUCGCCAGACCUGUGUCGCAUGUCACAGCUAUUGCCCAGUUCGAGAGCGAGUUUGAUGUAAAGAUGCGCGCGGUGCGUCGCGAAGCGAUCCAUUACGAGGAAGAACACACAGGGACACGCUUUGCACAGGUCACGUCCGAGCGCGUGGAACGCGAGGAAGAUAGACGCCUCGAAGAGCGCCGUAAUAUGUGGAAAGCACUCCUCAGGCUGAACAGAGAGUCCGACCCGCUCCACUGGCCACUAGAGGUGCAGCUUAAGGACAAGUGGAGUACCGCCAGCAAGCCUGGCUUUGUGGCCGUGUGUGGUGUCUCUCUAUUCCUGGUCGGGGGCAUGAUUUACCACAAGUAUUUUGAGUAAGAACUCCAGUGCGAGGGGAAAGGUCCCGUCCUACCAGCUUUAGCAGAGCUGAUGUUAUCCUAAGGAG
This is a messenger RNA of Nematostella vectensis (starlet sea anemone), 1842 nucleotides long. RefSeq lists its product as uncharacterized. The record is from RefSeq and is a predicted model, not a curated record. The transcript has 11 exons. The coding region runs from base 108 to 1775 and encodes 555 amino acids. Lineage: Eukaryota; Metazoa; Cnidaria; Anthozoa; Actiniaria; Edwardsiidae.